AAAUCCCUCGCUGCGAACCCGCGGAGCACAGCGCGCCCUGCGGUUUUGUGACCUUCCAGGUCUGCGGCCCUAGAUGGAGACCAUGCAGGAGCUGAUUCCCUUUGCCAAAGAAAUGUUCAACCAGAAGCCCAGCAGAAAGAUGGUCAAGAUCUAUAUGCUGGGCAGCGUGCUGGCUUUCUUCGGGGUGGUUAUUAGCCUGGUGGAGACAGUCUGCAGCCCUUUCACCUCUGAAGAGCAGCUACAAGAGGAGAAGGAGGAGGAGGAGAAGAGACCUCCCCUGACCAAAGAGCACACUGUCCCCCAGAAACAGCGGGAUUUGAUCGUGGAGAAGAGCAAAGAGCAGGAUGUAAUGCAGAGGAACUUGGUGAUCAGGCAGCGUGCAUCCUAA
Molecule: messenger RNA, 388 nt
Organism: Emys orbicularis (European pond turtle)
Lineage: Eukaryota; Metazoa; Chordata; Testudines; Emydidae
Gene: G0S2
Product: G0/G1 switch 2
Exons: 2
Coding region: 74-388 (104 amino acids)
Source: RefSeq, a predicted model, not a curated record